CGGGGAGUGCCGCUGCCGCCGCUGCCCGGCUCCCUUUCAGCGCUGGCCCUUCUCGACCAGCGACGCCGUGCUCGGGGCCCUCCGGUCACGCCUGCCCCCAGCCGUGAGGCUUCUGCCCUCUUCCCCUCACCCUCCGGCGGCCUCGGGGCAGGAGAGCCCUCGCUGGCCCGGCAGCAGCGUGGAGGGCCCGAGGCGCGGCUGUGCGAGUGCGGCCCGGCCCGGGGCAGCCGUGCCGCGCUUUUGACUUUCCCCGUGUUUCCGCUCCCUCCUCCCCCGAGCUCUGGCUGCUCUUGGGCUGCUGCGGUGGCAUUUCCCCUCAGAAGGUGGCGAGGGAGUGGCGCAGCAGCCAUGGCCAGGCCGCGGAGUGCUCCGGCUAUGGCCCACGCCAUUCUCCUGGCUCGCACCAUGCCCUGUGUCACUCCUGGUGCGCUUCACUGCCAAGGGAGUGGUUUGUGAAAUAACGCGUGAAUAUUGCCUGAAGGAAAAGGGGAAAGAAACGAGGCCGGGAGGAGGAGAACCCCCCUCACCUGCUGAGCAGGGCAGCUGCAGUCUGGGGCUGACAAACCAUGAAGGAAGAAUAAGGGAAUCCUGAAGCAGCAAGAGACUUUACUCCUGGGCUUUGUCCAAAGGGACUGUUUGCACAUCAGUGCUCUCUCUUACCAGAUGCUCUGUGACUGUGCUUGGAGCUGCUGGACUGGAACACUUUAGAUCCAUCCUCCAAAGGAGCUGCCCAUUCACCAUAACUCUUGGUGUGGAGCUGGUGGCACCAGCCCUGUCUUGCUGUGUGUUCUUUCCCUCUGUGGUGGUGGACUGGUUGAAGAAGCUUGAUAAAAAGGUGUUGGGAUGAGGGGAUGCUUCAACCAAAGCUUUCCAAAAUGCUGAGCACAGAUUAUAUAACACAGCUGCCCUGCUGUCUCCACGCCAGGAAGUCUUUGCCAUCCCUGUGAGAUUGAGGCUACCAAGUUCGGGACCAUGGAAGAAAAGGAGACGUCACCGAGUCACACCUCAGAGAGCAGCAUAUUGGACCUUCCCUCUGUUUGUGACCUAGCAGAGCACUUUCUGCCUCCACACAGCUCUGAAAACAGCCAGGAGCUUUAUCCUUCUGGGGAUGUUUUUCCCUCUCCACCCACAGGAGAGAGCAAUCCAUCAUCUGUGGCUCCUGCGGGCUCUUCUGCUGAAGGCUCUGAGGGAGCAAACGUGAGCUGUUACCCAAAAGCAGGGCUGUGUGAGCCCUCUGAACCUAAUGAUGCUGUGCUCUCAUGGAUGUAUGAACGUGAUGGUGCAGAAGAUCCCAGCAUCAGGGACUCUCUGGAUGGCUUCUACAAAAUGUAUUGCAGAAAGCAGCCAGAGAGAAAGGAUCCGACCUAUGAGGCUGCCUCACAGCGUCUGUCACAGAAGAUUUCAGAGCUGGAGCAAAAGGACGGAACAAAAUAUGUGUCACGUUGCCUGCAAAUGGCACAGUUGGUCUUGAACAGAGAUGGAUGUAAGAUCUUUCCAAACCACCCCCCUUCUGCUUGCUUUUCAAAGCCAGCUGAAGGAGAAGUCUUGUUGGAAAACAGGAGAAGGACACCUGGGCUCUCAGAUGACAUCCUGCAGUUCCUCUUGAAACAAACACAGGCAGAACGUUGCCCUGAUGUGUCACACGAGAAGUGAGCAAGACACUGCUUUGUUUCUGUCAUGGAAGCUUUGCUUUCACUCCAGGAAGAGGUGACUUUCUUAGACAGACAUUGUUCUCCAAGCACCACCUUCAGCACCAGAUGCUCCGUGGAGGGGUUCACCCACACCAGACCUUGCACCUUGCUCUCUGAAGGGCAGCACUGCAUAAGGAGCAUCUGUGUAACUGCUUGGGGUGUGUUGGCUGAUUGGGAGGGGUCAUGCAGUGUUUGUUGCGGGACAUCAAACAUGAUACUUUAUACCAGGCUUUUGAAUUGGCCUGCAUCCUUACCCCAGGUUAACAGUGGUCCAGCCCAAAUCCAGCCCCUGGGUGGGCAUUGCUGUCCCAUGCUGUUGGCUAGAACAUAAUGUUUGAAUGACCUUGGCAUGGUGUGCCCCAGCCCUGCAGAGGGAAAGUUAAGAUUUUGUUCUGCGCAUUUGUUUCCAUGGGGUGCCUGUUAGUGCUGUGUUUUUACCUACAGACAUAUAACCCCACAAUUCAGGACUGCAAUGCCAUGUGAGUUUUUCUGACAGAAAACGUGUAUGUGUGCAUGAGAAAGAGAAAAUACAGCUCUGAGUGCUCUCUGACA
Molecule: messenger RNA, 2243 nt
Organism: Onychostruthus taczanowskii (white-rumped snowfinch)
Lineage: Eukaryota; Metazoa; Chordata; Aves; Passeriformes; Passeridae
Gene: SHLD1
Product: shieldin complex subunit 1
Exons: 5
Coding region: 973-1653 (226 amino acids)
Biological process (GO): regulation of double-strand break repair via nonhomologous end joining
Source: RefSeq, a predicted model, not a curated record